Mugil cephalus (flathead mullet) is the source of this 2766-nucleotide messenger RNA. RefSeq names its product myostatin b (gene mstnb). Gene Ontology annotation, molecular function: cytokine activity; growth factor activity. NCBI's taxonomy places the organism in Eukaryota, Metazoa, Chordata, Actinopteri, Mugiliformes, Mugilidae. Gene Ontology annotation, cellular component: extracellular region. The record is from RefSeq and is a predicted model, not a curated record. Gene Ontology annotation, biological process: SMAD protein signal transduction. Bases 334 to 1464 code for a protein of 376 amino acids. The transcript is spliced from 3 exons.
CACUGAGCGCUCUGCGCGCGUGUUGCUAUUGUGCAAUCGCCGUAAGAAGUGAAGUCGUCCAUGUUCAGUACAUGCCCACAGUCUCCAUCCCUUUAUGGGUUGACAGCGAAAAAAAGGUUUCAUGUCAGUCGGUUAAAAGUCAUUGUUGCCUGUCCAGCCAAUCAUAGUUUUUGACGACACAAAAGAGGUUAAAUUUGGGGUAUAAAAAGGUGCGCGCUAAUAAAGUAUGAUGCCAAUCAGUGUGGGACAUUAAUCCAACCCCCGUUCAGUCGCGCACCGGGUCCAGCACUCAACAAGGGAUCUCUCUAAACCACGCUUCACACCUUAGAGACAAUGCAUCUGUCUCAGAUUGUGCUGUAUCUCUGCUUGCUGAUUGCUUUGGGUCCAGUAGUUCUCAGUGACCAAGAGACGCAGCAGCAGCCCUCUGCCGCCAGCCCCGUGGACACGGAGCAGUGCGCUACCUGCGAGGUCCGGCAGCAGAUUAAAACCAUGCGAUUAAACGCGAUAAAGUCACAGAUUCUGAGCAAACUGCGAAUGAAGGAAGCUCCGAACAUCAGCCGAGAUAUUGUGAAGCAGCUUUUGCCCAAAGCGCCGCCGCUGCAGCAGCUCCUCGACCAGUACGACGUGCUGGGAGAUGACAACAGAGAUGCGGUUAUGGAGGAGGACGAUGAGCACGCUACCACGGAGACUACCAUGAUGAUGGCCACUGAACCCGACCCCAUCGUGCAGGUGGACGGACAACCGCAGUGCUGCUUCUUUUCUUUUAAUCCGAAAUUUCAAGCCAAUCGCAUAGUCCGAGCGCAGCUCUGGGUGCAUCUGCGGCCGGCGGACGAGGCGACCACUGUGUUCCUGCAAAUCUCCCGCCUGAUGCCGGUCACAGACGGGGGCAGGCAGGUACGAAUCCGCUCCCUGAAGAUCGACGUGGACGCCGGGGUCAGCUCUUGGCAAAGUAUAGACGUCAAACAGGUGCUGACGGUGUGGCUGCGGCAGCCGGAGACCAACUGGGGCAUCGAGAUUAAUGCCUUCGAUUCGAGGAGAAAUGACUUAGCCGUGACUUCCGCAGAGCCAGGGGAGGAAGGACUGCUUCCGUUCAUGGAGGUGAAGAUCUCAGAGGGGCCCAAGCGCGUCAGGAGAGACUCGGGUCUGGACUGUGAUGAGAACUCUCCAGAGUCCCGGUGCUGCCGCUACCCACUCACAGUGGACUUUGAAGACUUUGGCUGGGACUGGAUUAUUGCCCCAAAGCGCUACAAGGCCAACUAUUGCUCUGGGGAGUGUGAGUACAUGCACUUGCAGAAGUACCCACACACCCACCUGGUGAACAAGGCUAAUCCCAGAGGGACCGCGGGCCCCUGCUGUACCCCCACCAAGAUGUCGCCCAUCAACAUGCUCUACUUUAACCGCAAAGAGCAAAUCAUCUACGGCAAGAUCCCGUCUAUGGUGGUGGACCGUUGCGGAUGCUCUUGAGUUGGGACCGAAAACCCAGCCAGAGAGAGACGGGGGAGGACUUUUCUUUCCGGCCCCCGACUUCAGACUAUUUGACACAACCAAUCCACCAGUUCAGAGCUUUCCUGCAGGACACGGUGCAAUAGAACCAGAGUAGAGGCCACAAGCAGCCCAAUCUUCCUGCAGAGCAGUGCUUUCACAACCUGCAUAGCUCUUACUUCUCUUUCCUCCAGUGAAAUCUUAGCCACAGAGACUCGAAGCCAGAUGGAGGCACAACAUCACAUGCCCACACAUAUGCUGGACGUCGGACUGAAUGUGGAAAGAAAUGAUCAAAGUUAUCCAAAAACAAAAAAACUACAAAAAAAAACGUCUUCUUCUGUCUCUGUGUUCUGUGCUCUGUCCAAUUUAUGCAAACAUGCCGCCUGAUUAUACUCGUACACCAUCUACUCCACACCACUCCACUCAUAACCAACCAACAGUACAAGCUAUUACGUGUUUUUGUUAAGUUUGUAGUAACGAUCUUCUGAGUUGUGCUUUCAGAGUGAAACCAGGAAUCCUCAAGGACUUGGAAAAACAUAGAUGAGAUUCUUUGAAGUGACAUUUCACACUGGCAGAACUUGUUUCAAGUACACAAGUGUUCAUAGGAUCAUAAAACCCAUAAUAGUCGUAACAUUAUAUAACGUAGCAACGUGUUUUCUUUUUCAUUUAUAAGAGGAAAUAACUUCCAAAGUGCAGGUUGUGACGUGGUGGUCGGUCACUCCUCAGAUCCUAUGUUCCACCAGGGUGAAGUAACACUAGAGGUCUUAACCAGGUCUUCACGUAUGUUCUCAUACAAACACACAACGACAAAAUACGCAACUGUUACUCUUCAGUCACAAAUCUCCACAACCCAAAACGACAGUCUGACCUGCCCAAUACACUUGAAUUAUUAUUAUUAUUCUGAUUGUAGAUCCACAUUACUGGACAGAAGGACUUGAACUGAAGGCACGAUGAAUGCAGCCUACAAAUGUGUUAAAGACAGAAAACCAGUCGUCGAGAUGUAUGAAUGUCGAGAUCAUGCUUAAACUCUGUCUUACAAACAACACAGUUUGCACUAUGGCACACCAAUAGAAAGAAUUGGUUGCUACAAAAGUUGUAAAAACUGAUUUUGAUAUGUUAAUGCUAAUUUGUAUUGUAUACCUAUGCCAUUGUUUCCAUUAGGAGUUGCCUUUCUAAACCUCUGUUGGUACAUGUAUAAAAACCACAAUGUAGCAAGAUAAAAGAUGUAAUACAGCAACUCUAUAUACUUGUUCUAACAAAUAAAGUUUUUAGCUUAUCUGUCGA